AUGGAAACAGCAGAUCUGACUGUAGUGCAGCAUAAUAUCACCGACUACUUGUGGUUCGGCAAUAUCACCCAAAACAAUCCAGGACUGCGUCAUCAAGUACUGCCUAUGAUGGGAUAUUACCAGCCGUUAUGGCUGCAAAUUAUACUGGCUAUAUUAUAUGCCUGCACCUCUAUACUUUCAGUUGUCGGCAAUCUUGUCGUAUGUUACAUAGUACUUGGAAAUCGACGUAUGCGUACGGUGACCAACUAUUUCAUCGUCAACCUGGCAAUCAGUGACAUUCUCAUGGCUGUAUUGUGCGUUAAUCUCACGUUUUACUACAGUAUCAAUUUUCACUGGCCGUUUGGAUUUGUUAUGUGUGCAUUGGUUCAGUUCGUACAAAUGGUAUCCGUCUCGAUCAGUAUAUUUACAUUGGUUGCUAUUAGCCUAGACCGCUACGUCGCGAUUAUACAUCCUCUCCGACCAAGAAUGACAAAGAAACAGGCUUGCGUCGUCAUUAUCACAAUCUGGGUCCUGGCAGCUAGUAUUAGCCUUCCUGCUGGUAUCAACAGUGAAAUAGACAUCCCAGCAAAUUCGUCUCUCAUCGGCUGCACGGAAAAGUGGCAGACGGAUAAGCAGCGAUCAGUUUAUACAAUCACCCUGAUGAUCUUACAGUAUUUUUUGCCACUGGUGAUACUUUCUAUCACGUAUUCCAUCAUUGGAUAUGCUAUUUGGGGUCGAAAACCACCGGGAGAGAGGGAGAGACACCGAGAUGCCAGACAAGCGGAAUCCAAGAAAAAGCUUGUCAAGAUGUUCGCCCUGAUAGUGUUGAUAUUUGCUUUGUGUUAUUUACCUAUUCACACUUUCAACUUACUGUUGGACUAUGAACCUGAUGUUGGAUUUUUCCGCUACAUAAAAUUGGUAUACUUCGCCGUACAUUGGACAGCAAUGAGUAAUUGUAUCUACAACCCAUUUGUGUAUUGCUGGAUGAAUGCCAAGUUCAGAGACGGAUUCAAAUACGUGUUCAGAUUCUUGCCAUGUGUUCACUACAUUCCCAAGGAUAAGUUUCCCGUCAAGAGGGUAAACACUUGUACAACUCACGUAGGAAGUUUCAAGAUGAACUUAUUGAGAGAAAACGCAUUAUCACCAUACGUCAACGGUAGAGCCAGGGGCAUGCGCUACUAA
Molecule: messenger RNA, 1161 nt
Organism: Saccoglossus kowalevskii
Lineage: Eukaryota; Metazoa; Hemichordata; Enteropneusta; Harrimaniidae
Product: RYamide receptor pseudogene
Source: RefSeq, a predicted model, not a curated record